AUGCCGCUAGUGCCGCAGGACGUAAGAGGAGUGAGUACCCGUGCUAUGUCAGAAGCGCAGCGUGUGAGGGAAGAGGGUGCUGCAGCUCAGACCAGCGAUGCAGAAGCCAAGCCUGUGCAGAUGGAUCUUCUGCUACAGCUGCGGCAAAUGAUGGCAGAACAGCUGCGUGAGCUGAAAGAAGAUCAAGCGCGCCGCCAAGAAGAGCAAGCACGCUGUCAGGCAGAACAGCUGCGGGAGCUGAAAGAAGAUCAAGCGCGCCGCCAAGAAGAGCAAGCGCGCCGCCAAGAAGAGCAAGCGCGCCGCCAAGAAGAGCAAGCGCGCCGCCAAGAAGAGCAAGCACGCUGUCAGUCAGAACAGCUGCGGGAGCUGAAAGAAGAUCAAGCUCGUCGCCAAGAGGAGCAAGCGCGUCGCUUGGAGGACAUGCAUAAAGAUUUCACGAAGGGACUGCAAAAGGCUGUCGAACGGGUACAAGAAGUGGAGGAAGGGUUAGGCAAGUUGAAACUUCGCGUCAUGGCGAUAGAGGAGAGACUGGAAGAAGAGAUCUCCAAAAUCAAGCAGGAAGUGACAAACCCAAGCCCUUUGAAGAGCCGAAGCCGUCUUGCAGCCGUUUUUGACGCCCCAAAUGCGGCCUUAAGCGCAACGAAAGGGCUCAAGAUUCCCCAUUACGACGGAACAACAUCCUGGACUGCGUUCAAGCUACAGUUUGAGACACUUAUGGAGGCUUAUGGUUGGACUCAGAAGGAAGCACAGUCAGCCCUUACCCUGGCCCUCCGUGAUCAAGCGCUCUCAGUGCUGGAAGCUAUCGGCGCAAGUGGGGAUCUCAGCUUUAGUGCCCUCCUCGACGCACUUGAAGCACGUUUUGGAGACAGCCACCUCGAGCACGUGUACAGAGCGCAAUUAAAAGAGCGUACUCAGCGUGCUAAUGAGAGCCUACAGCAAUGGUCCGUGGAAAUCGAGAAACUUGUACGUCGAGCUUUCCGGUCGACUCCGUCAAUGAUUGAAGGCACGCUUCUCCAAGCGUUCAUUGACGGUAUUCGGGACCCAGAAGUACGAGCUGCUGUUCAUCUGGGCCAUCACAAGAUCAUGAAAGAAGCUCUGGCCCAUGCAUUGGAAGUGGAAGCCGUGCGUGGCAACUCCCGUACCUUACGUCUGCGGGAAAUGACGACAACGGAGCAGGUACCUCCACGCCGUCGGAACUUCAUGUGCUAUGGAUGUGGAGAGCGUGGGCAAAUACGGAGCGACUGCCCGAAGAAGAUGAACCGCAAGGACGCGGCGAUGGAUGCAAUGGAUACGCAAACAGAACCCUUAGAUUUAUCAACAAAAGGCAAAAAAAUUAAUAAAAUGAUGAACAUAAUCGACUUUAAAUUCUUAGAAGGGCUUAAUAAUCAUCUAGUCAAGUUAUAUGAAAGAACGAGCUUGGUAUGUAGCAAGGAAGGUUACUGCCUGCCUCAAAAGACCACGAAUAUGAAGAAUAUACUUCCAUGUCAAGUUUGUUUGAAGACUUUUGACCGACCUUCGUUGCUGAAGAGGCAUAUGAGGACGCAUACAGGUGAAAAGCCACACAUCUGCAACGUGUGCAAUAAGGGCUUCAGCACGUCUAGCUCGCUUAACACGCACAGGAGAAUACACACCGGUGAAAAGCCACACAAAUGUCCUGAAUGUGGCAAAUGUUUCACUGCCAGUUCCAACCUGUACUACCACCGGAUGACACACACGAAGGUGGGUGGCACCAAACUAAGUGGUUAA
Molecule: messenger RNA, 1746 nt
Organism: Spodoptera exigua (beet armyworm)
Lineage: Eukaryota; Metazoa; Arthropoda; Insecta; Lepidoptera; Noctuidae
Source: the annotation of a GenBank genome assembly